Molecule: messenger RNA, 1324 nt
Organism: Zea mays
Lineage: Eukaryota; Viridiplantae; Streptophyta; Magnoliopsida; Poales; Poaceae
Exons: 2
Coding region: 593-1045 (150 amino acids)
Source: RefSeq, a predicted model, not a curated record
UGCCAUCUCUACACGCAACACGUUCUCCUUUCGAGCUCUAGGCUUCCAGCUUUUGGAGAUCCGGUGACUUGCUUGUUUCGAUCCGCUGCGCUCAUGGUCAUCGAUCCGGUGGCUGACGGUUCAGACAUCGGUAGCUCUCUGCCUCUCUCUCUCUCUCUCCCUCCGUCUCAUGUGUUUACUCUGACUGCCUGGGCUUCAUGCCUUCAUCACAGUAGCAGUAUUAUAUAGCCACUCGCUCCGUUCCAAAUCAUCGAAGACUCAAAGCAAAGCAUGCCAAAUCUAAUUGAAUCAAAUUUAUAACGGAGGAAGUAGCUCCGUACGUGCCUUCUCUGGUCGGCAUGCAUUCAUGGUGUCUUGCUGGUCUUCGUCCUCUCCCAAACCGAGACAGGGCGCACAGAGUCAGUAAAGGCCUGGAGCAUCAACUCGUGAAGCAGGCGGUUGGUUCCACUCCAGUUUCUCUCGGUCGCAGUGACUUUGCCAGGAAGCCAAGCUUUCCAGCGCUUCUUCCUUCCUCUUCGCCAGGGAGGAGUACAGAGCCAGCACCUGAAGUGAUCCUCAUCCACCGAACGAAAGGAAACGAGCCGAGCCCACCAUGCUGAGGCAACUGUCAAGCAGGAGCCAUAGAAGCAAGAAGCUCCGGGCAAGCCACGGUUUCCAGGCCUUCCUGCUGGUCGCCGUCGCCGUCUGGAUCGUGUACCAGCUCACGCAUCCGUUCGGCGAGCGACGGCGGCACGUGGCCGUGGAGGAGACCAGCGGCAGCAGCAACGACGACGACGCCGAGCCGGCGCGGCGCCGGCUGGGCAGGAUGCGCUUCGUCCGCUUCCCGGGCCACGCGUCCGUCGAUGACAAUGACAUUGCUGCUGGGGCCAGGAGCUGGAGCGGCGGCUCGUCGGAUGAUGAUUUGAGCGGCAAGGCUGGCGACGCCGAAGGCGGCGAUGAGGGACCGGAGGCCGAUGGAGAUGACGCGGACGAUGGACUUGCCGUUGCCGCUGAUGAAGAGGAUGAUGGCAUGGAUUUCCAGUCACGAGACGGCAGACGCGACUAGAAAUGGCAACGGGUACAAACCCGCUGGGUUUUGCCGUCCCAAACCCGUACCCGUGAAAAAUAUCCAUGCCCGUUAAAAAACCCGUACCCAUGACGGGUUUGAGAUUUUGCCCAAACCCGUACCCGUCGGGUUAGCGGGUACCCAUGGGUUACCCGCGGGUUUCAUCUCCAAUAUACUUGUUCUUCUCAUAAUCAAUAAGUAUCGUAAUGAUUAAUGAGAUCAUGAUCCAAAAUCUAUGUAAUGAACAACGAGUUCAUGAUUUGGUAUAAAAAUUAUUAG